Molecule: messenger RNA, 2555 nt
Organism: Myxocyprinus asiaticus (Chinese sucker)
Lineage: Eukaryota; Metazoa; Chordata; Actinopteri; Cypriniformes; Catostomidae
Product: protein BANP
Exons: 13
Coding region: 292-1713 (473 amino acids)
Biological process (GO): negative regulation of protein catabolic process; protein localization to nucleus
Molecular function (GO): DNA binding
Source: RefSeq, a predicted model, not a curated record
CUCGCGAGGAAGGACGCCAUUAUCGGAAUCCUCACAAACAACACGAGAAUUCAUCAUUCACACGAUUUGAAUGAUGUCAGAGCAAGAUUUGGUGGAGAUAGUUCAGAUUGCAGUGGCAGAUUUGAAUCACGAGGGUCAUCAAGCAGAAGAAGGAAAGUCAUAGGGGUCUGGAAUAACAUGAGGGUGAGUAAAUGAUGAUAGAAUUUUCAUUUCUGUCCAUACUAUUCCUUUACAUUAGAUGUCCUGGAGAAUAAUGAAGAAGCUGAUCAACCUGGGAGAAAACGAGCAAGGAUGGACAGUAAUCAAGAUACAUCAAUUAAGUCACUGCUGGUAUCCAUCAGUCAGGCUAUCUGCGAGCGACUUGACAGCAUGGAGGCUAAACUGCAGGCUCUAGAGGCCACUUGUCGAGGGUUAGUGGAGAAACUGGACAUAGUGAUGGGGAAGAAUCCAGCAACGAUCCAGGUGCCUAUGUUGGCUGGGUCCCCAUUUGGAGCCACUCAGACUUGCGACAAAGUACGCUGUGUUGUUCCCCAGACAAACGUCGUAGUAAGUGGAGAAAAGCAAAAGAUGCCACGGGAGGAAACGACGCCACGUACCUCCGACUCUUUAGAGAACUUACUGAGCAAUACUGUUGGGCGGGGAAGACAGAAAACCAUUGUGCUGAAGGUUCCAGUCCAGGAAGAGAUUCAGGAGGACCAGGAAAGCGGUUCUGAAACGAGCGAUUCGGUGUCCAACAGCGGCCAGCCGUCAUCUCAGAAUGCCAACAAUGUGACGCUCAUCACUCUGAAUUCGGAGGAGGACUACCCAACAGGUACAUGGCUGGGUGACGAAAACAAUCCAGAGAUGCGUGUGCGCUGCCCUGUGUCUCCUGCCGACAUGCUGCACAUCACUACUAACUGCCGCACAGCGGAAAAGAUGGCCCUGACACUGCUCGACUACCUUUUCCACCGCGAGGUGCAAGCCGUCUCCAACCUCUCUGGUCUGGGCAAACACGGCAAGAAACAGCUGGACCCGCUCAUGAUCUAUGGCAUUCGAUGUCAACUGUUCCACAAGUUCGCUAUUACUGAGUCGGACUGGUACCGCAUCAAGCAAAGCAUCGAUUCCAAGUGUCGCACCGCCUGGCGCCGGAAGCAAAGGGGACAAAGCCUUGCCGUCAAAAGUUUCUCCCGACGGACACCUGCCUCGCAGAACAGCUCAGAUGGAGUUUCGGCUGCAGAGACGUCACCUAUUGAGACUUCUACACAGCAGGCCUUGCACUACGCCCUGGCUGGUGCUGCACAACAAGUCCAGAUCCACCGUAUCGGAGAAGAUGGACAGGUGCAAGUAAUCCCGCAGGGACACCUCCACAUCGCUCAGGUUCCACAGGGUGAACAGGUGCAGAUCACACAGGACAGCGAGGGCAACCUACAGAUCCACCAAGUGCACGUUGGACAAGACGGACAGGUAAAUGUUCUAAGAGGACCGCAGCUCAUCGCCGUGGCGUCAGCCGAUGGGACGAGCGGCGUCGACACAUCUCCUCUACAAGCUAACGACAUUCAGGUGCAAUACGUCCAGCUUGGAGCGGUCACCGACCACACCGGCACAGUACAAGCAGAAACUCUGACUCCUGCGCUGCAGGCGGAGAUUGAUGUGAAGGAAACCAUUCAGCUCCAACAAACGGAGAACGGAGAGGUGGUCCAGAUCCAGAUGCCCGUCAACACCGUCGGCACUUGAGAUGCUCACGCAAACGUAAUCACAAAUAUUCAGAGAGAACAUGGAGCUGGUUGAAACCAAGAAAACUGGGUGCCCAAGCUCUCUAAUUCUCAAAGAAACCCCUCAUCUCCAGUCAACAAUUAUUGGCAAAAUCCAAGUAAAGCAAAUGUGAUUUUUUUUUGUAAUGUGACAGCUCUUUUGGAAACUACUUGCAGUACCCCACCCAUUACUGUAAUAGCAGCUACUCUGCUAUAUGCAAUGUUUGCUUCAUUGCUGGCUGAUCAAAUCUCUCUGGCUCUUGUCAUAGUGUGAAGCAACAUGGAACAAAAAGACUUUUUCCUUUUUGGCCAUCUUUGCAGUACCUCUUAAGCAAAGAACAAGCAUGCUCAACUAGAUAUUCGAGCAGACUGUCAAACUGUCGGGGUUUAAACUGAUCAUGUAAAGUCCAAUUUCUAUAAACUCUCCUUGUGUCAUUUUUCUAGUACAAGCAUCUUUUGUCAGAUAUGCUUUGAUUAAUAACCCUAGAUUUUUCAGUUCUCCUUUUGUUUUUUUGUUUUUUUUGUGUGUGUGUAUGUGUUGGUGUGGUGUUUGGGGAAUAUUUAUGGACCGCCCCUUCUCUCUCAUCAAUAUUUGAUUGUUUCAUAUUGGUUUAGCCCAAUAUUUAGUUUCCCAUACCUUUAUUGUACAAAAAAACUACUGAAGGUUUUGUAGAGCAGUUUACUAAAACACAGCAAAAAUGUGAUAAAGAGCUGUUAAUGUAGUAUAUGAAUUAUGUACUUUUCAUAUAUAUUAUAUUUGUGUAUGAUAGAUUUGUUCAAAUUGAAUAAAUGACUGUUGUUUCCAUGUAUAGUAUCCUGAGUUGU